Molecule: messenger RNA, 1728 nt
Organism: Xylona heveae TC161
Lineage: Eukaryota; Fungi; Ascomycota; Xylonomycetes; Xylonales; Xylonaceae
Exons: 2
Coding region: 185-1375 (396 amino acids)
Source: RefSeq, a predicted model, not a curated record
AUAUCAAGGUGCAUGGAUAUGAUUUUAUUUUUCUUCUCCAGACAUUGACUACUCGGCAGGAAAAAUAUAUCAACAUGUGACUGAAUAUGCGCGAAUUCCCGAGCAUACCGAUCCCCAUGAUAUCGCCCGUGUGCUGACCUGGAUCCUUCACGAUGUGAAGAGAUUUCAAACAGAACAGAAUCUUAUGCCCUUUCCACUAUCUCUUCACCGGGCUUACGAUUGUUUUUAUACACUUGACAUUGACCACAACACACUGACCACAAAGGCAUGGAUGGAUGCUGGCGAUGACGUUUGCCUUGAUAUAACCCUCUUCCGUAUUACUACUACCUCGGGUUCAGCGCACGUGGAACGGAUAUACAAUAAAGAGGGAGAUUAUCGCAGGCGCGGGCUGCCGGUGUCAACAAUCGAUAAUGCUUUGUCUGAAUCCGUUUCGGAAGAACUGGAACAUGAGCUAAAUGGCCUCUCAUCACACUCAAACCGUCUACAUCUUCUCCGCGAGCGACUAAUUCUAGAUCUCCUGUAUCAAUGGCGGUCCUUUUUCUACGAUGAAGACAAUUGGAGCUCCUCCUGGUUGCUGCACAAGACUCUCUGCGAGGCACUCCUUUGGGUGGCCUCUUGGGACUUUACCGUCCAAAAUGACAUUACGGCUAAGCGUGAUAUUGGAAAGCUGCCGAUAUCUCCCUAUGCUUUCCCCGAAUGGAAUCCAAACGCCGCCGACAUAUUCUGGUUUCACGGCUAUCUCAUCGUGAUGUGUGCCGAUGCAUCAGACAGUACGAUAGCGGCUUUUGCAUUGGAAAGAGCAAAGGCUUUUCUGGAGAAUCAGCCUGCGACAGUCAUCGUCCUUUCUCUCCCAAGCCUUGCAGUCGUGACAAUAGAAUCUGGUGGUAUUCGAUCUACACGACCAGUGCCAUUUCUUGGACCAAAUCCGGAUGUUGUCACCCAAGGAAUGCAUAUCCUCUUCGGUCUCUUUACGUCGGUUUCCUGUCCAAGGAAAAGAGCUACGGUGCAUGGAAGCCUUUCCCUUCCAAUGGAGCUUUGGUGGAUGAUUUUCCAGCACCUUGAUUCUUCCUCCAGGAUCAAAUUCGCACAAACCACAGAAGCUUUUGAAAUGAUAUAUCACUCCUGCUUACCGGAACUGGCAGGCUCGAAGUUUAUUGCACGCCCUGUCAACAAAUGGCCGUCGCCUACACGAAUCUGCACAAUUGAACGAACUGGAUCGAUUGGUCAACUAAAACUCGCAGGGCGCUCGACUGAUCCGGUUACAUUUUCGAUUUCAUUUCGGGGAAAAUUCUCUGGACUUGCAUAUAUUAAUACAUUGAGCCCAUCAGGUGGCUGCCUGUCCACUGCUUCAUCUCAGCGCAGUUUUCUAACUUAGCGCUCUUGUGGCCAUGGUGAUUUCCAAGGUCCCAGGUCUGCAAUACAGUCGAGCCGGGUGUAAUAGGCACCAAAUGAUUGCGCUGGUUCGGGGGUUCUGGUUGAUGUCUAAACUCCCUAUGGUACUCGUAAAAUGCGAUUUCGCGACCUCGUAUGAGGACGGCAAAUAACCUAUCAAGGCCAUUUGCUGAGUGCACCGCAUUGAACAGUUGGUCGAGCGACGAGAGCCAAGCAUCACCAGGUUUUUUGCAUUCCACAAUUGUAUGGUCCCGAAACGCUCCAUUUUCCAGGAGGCGCAAGACUAUGAAGUCGGGCUUGUUGGAUCCCCGUAUCUGCUCCGGCGCCAGCAAAAUG